This is a messenger RNA of Peronospora matthiolae, 894 nucleotides long. The record is from the annotation of a GenBank genome assembly. NCBI's taxonomy places the organism in Eukaryota, Oomycota, Peronosporomycetes, Peronosporales, Peronosporaceae.
AUGAGCCCAAGUAACGACUCCACGCCCAAGGUGGCACAGUUUGGCGGCACAAACUAUCCGUUAUGGGCGUUCAGAAUGAAGAUGUACCUCACCUUUAAGGGGUUAUGGGAAGCGGUUAACGCCACAUCUGGCGUCUCCGAGGCGAAGGAGCAGCAGGCGCAUGCGGCAAUCGUGCUCAACUUGAGCGAUACUCAGCUCAUGCAUGUCAUUACAACGAGUAGUGCAUGCGAAGCAUGGGGAGCACUCGCGCGAGUUCAUCGGACCCAAGACAUGGCAAGUCGGCUGUGGCUAAAGGAGAAGUUUGCGACAUUCAAGUUUACGGCAUCGGACAUGAGCGCCCACGUUAUGGAGCUGGAGCGGCUCGUGCUGGAAAUGAACGGAGCUUCGUGUGGACCAAGUGAAGAUACGUGUGCAACGUUGCUGCGAAGUCUCCCGGCGCAAUACGAGGGACUGGUGCAGGCUUUUUGCAUGAGCGUCACACAAUUCAGCUUUAAAGAUCUGGUGAGCAAGCUGAUCGCCGAGGAAGUGCGCAAGAAGGAUUCGACGCGCAUUGAAGACGAGACAGCGCUACAUGUCGGCAAACGACAGGAGAAGAAAAGCUUUAACAGAAGGAGCGGUGGUCCGCGGAAGACAGGGUCAAGUGUUCAGUGCUUUAAUUGUGGUAAGCGCGGACACUACGCGCGAGACUGCAGGAAAAAGAAAGCUGCUAAUGGCGAGAGACAAGAAGACCACUUGAAUGUGGCGUUCACAGUAACUCAAGGAAAUACGAGCGACUGCUGGAUCAUGGACAGCGGCGCAACGGCGCACAUGUGCAAGGACAAAGACGCGUUUAUCGACUAUACGGCAUCACCGACGGCACGCAACGUGAAAAGCGCGAAAACAGUGCAAGCUUAA